AAAAGUAUUAAAUAAAUAUACGAAACAUAAAUGUAAAAUUUUCUAAAUUCAACGGGUAAAAAUGGAAAAUUUGUGGAGUAAUUUUUUUUGGGUGGGAAGGAAUAUUUAAUGUUCAGGUUAGUGGAAAUCUGUUUUCCAAUUGUCUUCCACCUUUGCCCUCUCUGCCCAAUGUUAUCUUCUUUCUUUGGACUUAAAAAAAAAGUGACAAAAGUGGAGAGAAAGAAAGAAAUAAAGAAUCAUCAAAGAGUUAAUAGAUUAGCUUAGCCAGCCAUGUUCCCUUCUCCUUCUCCCCUUUCUCUCCUUUGUGCUCUCCUCCUCUGUUUCCCACUUGCUUUUUUCUAUACCAUAAAUACCCCUCUCCCCGCCGCCUCCACGACGGGUAAUAACCCUUUGCCCGGAACUGGAAACCAGGCGGCGGAGGGAAAUGAUAGAGGAUCCGUAUUCCUCCGGUCUUCCCCGCCGGUUGGGAGGAGACAGCCGUUGUCACGGUUAUCGGGUCGGGUCGGGUUCGAGCCGGGCGCCGCCGGGAAGCGGCGGAAGCUGGCGUUCAUGUUCCUCACCACCACGCCGCUUCCGUUCGCGCCGCUUUGGGAGCUCUUCUUCCGCGACGCGCCGGCGGGGGCGUACAACGUGUACGUCCACGCGGACCCGAGCUACAACUACACGAAGCCGUUCGGCGGCGUCUUCGCCGGCCGGGUGAUCCCGUCGAUGCCAACUCGCCGGAACACCGCCUCGCUGGCCGCCGCCGCGCGGCGGCUCCUCGCCCACGCGCUCCGGCACGACAGGGGGAACCGCAUGUUCGCCCUCCUCUCCCCGCACUGCAUCCCCCUCCACUCCUUCAACUUCACCUACGCCGCCGUGAUCGACUCCGGCCGGAGCUUCAUCGAGGUUCUGGCCAACGAGCCGUGGGCGCUGCCGCGGUGGCUGGCGCGUGGGGACACGGCGAUGCUGCCGGAGGUGAAGUUCGAGGAUUUCCGGAUCGGGUCCCAGUUCUUCAUCCUGACACGCAAGCACGCCAGGGUCGUCGUCCGUGACCGGAAGUUAUGGCGGAAGUUCCGGGCCCCCUGCCUGGAAGCGGAGACGUGUUACCCGGAGGAGCAAUACUUCCCUACGCUGCUCCACAUGGUAGACCCGCAAGGGGUCGCCACGGCGACGCUCACCCACGUGGACUGGAGUCGGAGCUCCGGCGGCCACCCCCGGACCUACAACGCCACCGAGGUGGGGCCGGGGCUGAUCCGGGCACUUCGCGAUGACCGGCCGAGAUACGGAGAUGAAGAGAUUAAUAAUGGGUCGAAUAUGACGGCGUUUAAACGGCGUGACCCGUUCAUCUUCGCUAGAAAGUUCUCGCCGGACACGCUGGGAAGCCUAAUGUCGAUUGCAGAGGGGUGCAUUUUGAAAGACUGAAAAUAUGAGUGGGCUUUUCUAUAAUUAGAAGGUUUUCCUUUUCUUUUUCCUUUUUUUUCCCGAGUUUAUCUUAUCUCUUUGAGAUUUCGGUCAAAUGUGCAUAAGCACAGGACAAAUAAACCUGUGCAUUGAUGUUUGUAAUUUUGAUUUUUUUUUUACUUCAAUCAACUGUAAGUACACGUAGAGAAAUUCAGUCAAAUAAAAUUAAAAUAUACUCCGUAUAAACUUACCUAUUAAUA
Messenger RNA from Cuscuta campestris, 1643 nucleotides. Lineage: Eukaryota; Viridiplantae; Streptophyta; Magnoliopsida; Solanales; Convolvulaceae. The record is from the annotation of a GenBank genome assembly.